UAGGUUUAUGUAUAGUGAUUUCAAGUCAGAUGAGUAUGCUGUGAAGAUGGCUGUUUUGUACCUUGUUACUAAUUGUUUGAUUAGUAGCGUUUACUCAAAAAAAGUUCCUGUUGAGAUUUUGAACAUAAUUGGGGUUGAUGAGUAUGGUAGUUUUCCAUGGGGUAUACCAGUGUUUGAAUUAACUUUGCACAAUUUAAAGAUUGGUCUGAGGGGUGUUAUGAAGGGAAAAGGUGUUGCUAAGCCUCUUGCUAAGGUUAAAGGGAAACAUUUGGAAAAGGGUCCUCGAUCUUAUAAACUUCCUGGUUUACCUUUUGCAUUUUUGGUUUGGUUGUAUGAAACCAUUCCUUUGUGCUUGAAGGCAAGGUUUUGUUCCUAUGAUUCUGGUAAACCAUAUAGGUUUUGUAGAUGGAAGAGUAUUGGAAAUCCAAAUUCAAGUGAAGUUGAGAAGAAAGUUCUAUCUUCAAAUAAGGUAUUUUUUUAUAUUUUGUAAAUUAUUUAUUUGUUGUUUUUAUUAUAUUUUGUAAACUAAUUAUUUUUUUUUGUUUUGCUAGCUGAAAGGAAAACAUAUUGUGCAUACUGAAAAUGAAAGGAAUGGUUUAUUGGUCCUUACUGAAAUGGAGUUUAUUGGCCGAGAAGAGUCAGAUGAUGACUUUGAUGAUGUUCCAUUCUCAAAGUUUAAUGUUGAUAGAGUUGGAUCUUCUGGUGUACAGAAGGAGUUUACUGGUGGGUUUGAUGUCGAUGGUGUGAUGCGUAAGAUGAAGGAGUUUAUUUCUAGGCAAAAGAAGACUGAUGAGUCUAUUGAAGUAUUGAAUAAUGUGUUGAGGGUAGAUUCAAGGAGUUGCAGUUAAGUCUUCAGUCGUAUAUUGACUAGGGCUGCACACGGGUCGGAUUUUCGGGUUUUCGGAUAAUCGGGUUCGGGUUUUCGGACUUCGGGUGUUUAAAAUGUGUAACCGAACCCGAUUUUCGGGCGGUCGGGUCCCACGGGUUUCGGGUCGGGUCCCACGGGUUAGCUACAGUCGGGUUCGGAUUACCAUCCGAAUCAAUAUUUACAUGAAAAAAAAUAAAGUGUACAGUUUAAAUUUCUGGACAACACUGUAAACAAAAAGUAAAAUAAAAAGUUGUGUAUAUUUCACUGACAUAGAAAGUACAAUAAUAACAUUUUGAUUUUAUGAAAGUAAAAUAAAAAAAAAUAAAAAAUAAACAGUAAAACAAUUUGAAUAGUCAUAUCAAUCACGUGGCAUGGGAAGCAUGACCUACUUUUGUAGGUGGCAGAGGUAAAGACAAUCUCUCUCUCUCACAUUUUCUUUUUCUUAUUUUAUAAUAAAAAAAAAAUUAUACUUCUGUUUUGACUUUAGUAGCACGAAAAUUUGUGCUUUGCCAAAUACUUCGGGUUUCGGAUUAACACCCGAAAAAAUAUUUGGCUUAUUUUAAAAUCCGAACCCGAUACCCGUGUGGAGUAUUUUCGGGUUGGACCCGACCCGACCACACGGGUUUUCAAUUUUUCGGUUUUUUUCGGCAGCGGGUCGGGGCGGGUUGCCGGGUUUUCGGGUUUGCGGGUUUAAAUGUUCAGCCCUAAUAUUGACUCAAAGAUCAGUGAAGGCUUGGUUUUUUUUAUGGAAUUGAAGUUUAAUGAGUUGAAGGAAGCUAUUGAAAAUGCUAAAAUUUCUAAAGAUGGAAAUGAUAGUCCUGAUGAGAGCGAUGGCAAGGUUUGUUUUUUGAUUAUGUUUAUUUAUUAGUUUAUUAGAUGUUUCUUUGUUUUUUCAUAUGUUAUUUUGAUUUUGUUGUUUUUUUUGUUGCAAGAAUGAUGAUUUAAAUGAUGUUGAAGUUUUUGAUGUGAAAAGUCAAGAUGCAAUUGAAACUGUUGGACUCGAUGAGAAUAUUCAAUAUACUCAGGUUAUUUUUGUUUUGUAAACUAGUAUAUUGUUUUUUGUUUAUUGAAUAUUUUUUGUUUUUUGAAUAUUUUUUUUUUAUGUUAUUAAUGUUUUUAUUGUUUAAUGGGGUUUUUUUUUUUUGUAGGUUUUUAAUGAUGAUGCUCCUUCAUUUGAUAUUAUGAGUUUUAUUUCUAGUAAACCUGAUUGGUUUACUGAAGAAAAAAAGAAUACUGAUAAAUUGAAUGAUGAAGAACAGGUUGUUGAUGAUCAUGGCCUUUUAAAGGAUGUUGUUAAAAAAUCUAAGGAUGAUGAAGAUGAUGGUGGAGAUGACCAGGCAAGUUUAUUUAUUUUUUAGGUUUUUCAUUAUUUAGAUGAUUUGUUACUAUGUUGUUUUUUGUCUCUGUCAAAUGUUCUUUAUUUUUGUUUUGUAUAUUUACAGGGUUUGGGGGGUGGUGAUGCUGUUAAAGCUAUUGGUUCAGAUGGGACAAAUAAAGACAAUGUUGAGGGAAAGAAUACUGAAGAAGCAAAAGAUGUUGCAGAUGGGAGUAAUAAAGAUAAUGUUGAGGGCAGAGCAGUUGAUGUAGAUGCAAGUGUAAAUGAUGUUGAAGGUGUUGCUAGUAAGGGAAAGUUGUUUGAUAGUCAAGGCACUGAGGAUAGUAUCACUGUGUUUGCUUUGGAGAUUAUAAAUGAAAAGAUUGAUGCCUAUGAGGGAAGCAUUAAAAAGGUUUGUCAUUUUUUGUUUACUGUAUACUUUUUUUAUUUAGUUUAUUUUAUAUUUUGAAUCAUUUUGUCAUGUUUAAUUAUUUUUAUUUUUUGUUUUUAGGAUAAGUCUUUAAAUAAAUUAGAGGCAACAAAUGCUGAUGUUUUAUCUACCUAUGGGUUGGACAAGGUUUGUUUACUUUUUUUUUGUUAUUCUUGUUUAUGUUCUGAGUAUUGAUUUUUGGUUUACUAUGUUUACAUAUAUUUUGUUUUUUUUGUUUUGCAUGAUAUUUUAAGACUGAUGUUGUUGGUGUUGAGAAGAAACAUGGUUCUCAAGAAAGCUUUUCUGUAUCUACCAUGGAGGUUGUUAAUGAUCAUUUGGUUUCCUAUGAAGACAGUUUGAAAAAGGGAAAGUCUAUAAAAUUGGAGGAAGAAACUCCUACAGUUGGAAAUAGAGAGAGGAAACCUAGUUCUGUAUACAACAGUCUGUAUACCACAGAAUUUGGUUCAGGUAGUAUUGGUAAACCAAAAGGUGGACGUCCUGGAUCAUGUGCUUUUGGAUUUGGCUUUUUCAAUGUGAUUGAUGAUGUGCAAGCUAAAUCUUUUGAUCAGUGGUUUAAGAUUGGGUUUAAUGAUAAAAACAAAGUGAAGAAGUUUAAAGAAUGUCAUAGGAAGCUUAAGGUUCCAUUGGAUUUUGUGGUUUGUCAAAUUGAUGAUAAGAUGUGGUUCUAUGAUUUGCUUACUGUUGGGAAGAACUUGUCAUGCUCGCAUAUUGAUGUUUGUUUCUACUAUUUGAGAAAGAAGUUAAAGUAUGACCAGUCUGUGAAAAUUUCUGGUAAUACUACUGAUUGCUUCUUUGCUUCUCAAAUUUUUGAUUUAUAUAAUGAGUUUGUUGCAAGUGGUGAAAAUGUUGAUUCGAUUAAGAAGGAUUCUAAGGCAGCUGCAUACAUAGCGGGUUUUUAUAUGUUAUGCAAUAAACCACCGGGCCGAGCUUGA
This is a messenger RNA of Cannabis sativa, 3566 nucleotides long. RefSeq lists its product as uncharacterized. The transcript is spliced from 3 exons. The coding region runs from base 2928 to 3566 and encodes 212 amino acids. Lineage: Eukaryota; Viridiplantae; Streptophyta; Magnoliopsida; Rosales; Cannabaceae. The record is from RefSeq and is a predicted model, not a curated record.